UCCCUCCUCCUUCAAGCUUUUCCAUGUCUAGAAGUUGAGUCUUUGGUUCCAUCUCCUUCUCAUCCUUCACCUACUUCGCCUGCAACUCCCGUUUCUCCCCCUCCAAUCUCCACCUAGGUGUCAGUGAUCAACUUUCUGCCAUUCCUGCUUGGUUGCAGUUCUCCCUUCAUGGUCAGCCAUAGGUUGUAGGAGGACGAAUAGAAUGAUGUGUGUUGAAGCACAGGACCCUGGUUACUCUGAGUUUGUUGAGGUUGAUCCCACUGGAAGAUAUGGCAGGUACAAUGACAUCCUUGGCAAGGGAGCUUCAAAGACAGUUUAUAGGGCUUUUGAUGAGUAUGAAGGGAUUGAGGUUGCUUGGAACCAGGUGAAGCUCUAUGAUUUCCUGCAGAGCCCUGAGAACCUGGAGAGGCUCUACUGUGAGAUCCACCUGCUCAAGACUCUGAAGCACAAGAACAUUAUGAAGUUCUAUACCUCAUGGGUGGACACCUCUGAGAGGAACAUCAAUUUUGUCACUGAGCUGUUCACCUCUGGCACUCUCAGGCAGUAUAGGCAAAAGCAUAGAAGGGUCAAUAUCAGGGCAGUAAAGCAUUGGUGUAGGCAGAUUCUUAGUGCCCUUCUCUAUCUCCACAGCCAUGACCCCCCUGUCAUCCACAGGGACCUCAAGUGUGACAACAUCUUUAUCAAUGGGAAUCAAGGAGAGGUCAAGAUUGGUGAUCUUGGCCUCGCUGCCAUACUCCGGAAGUCGCAUGCUAUCCACUGUGUAGGCACACCAGAGUUCAUGGCUCCGGAGGUGUAUGAGGAGGAAUACAAUGAAUUAGUGGACAUAUACUCAUUUGGGAUGUGCGUGUUGGAAAUGGUCACCUUCGAGUACCCGUACAGCGAGUGCACCCAUCCUGUGCAGAUAUACAAGAAAGUUAUCUCUGGUACCAAACCUGAAGCAUUGUAUAGAGUGAAGGACCCCGAGGUCAGGCAAUUUGUUGAAAAAUGCCUCGCCACAGCAUCCAAAAGGCUUUCUGCAAGGGAGCUGCUAAAGGAUCCUUUUCUACAAGUUGAUGAUCUUUGUUCUAGUUUUGAUGAUGAAGAUGUUCGCAGUAUGGGUCAUAUUCUGUGGCAACCUUCACUUGAAUAUACUGAAAGUAAUGGCUCCUUCAUUGCCAAUGAGUUUUCAGACAGUAUCCACCAUGAAAUGGAAUUGGAGAAUGAUUGGGACUAUGAUGCCACCGAUGUGGAGGUGCGUGGAAAUGACUUGUCGAAUAGUCACAUAGACGAGCAACCUAUCAACGUGGACAUUACAAUCAAGGGAAAGAGAAGAGAAGAUGGGAACAUCUUUUUGAGGCUGAGGAUUUCAGACAAAGAUGGCUGUGUCCGGAACAUAUAUUUUCUCUUUGACAUUGAAGCUGAUACUGCAUUGAGUGUUGCCACAGAGAUGGUGGCUGAGUUAGAUAUAAUUGAUUAUGAUGUGACAAAAAUAGCAGAUAUGAUUGAUGGAGAGGUAGCUUCACUAGUACCAGAGUGGAAGCCAGGUCCAGGUAUAGAAGAAAUUCCAGGAUUUCCUUCAGCUACCAUCUGCCAAAAGUGUGCCUCCACUGUUUCAUCAUGUGGUUCAAUUCUAGACCAUCUCUCAUUGAAAAGCCUAUGCUACGGUAACAUGAAAUCAGUUCAUUGCUGCCACAUUGAGUGUGCUGAAAUGCAUGGCCGAUUUGAAGAGAUAACAUACCAAGUUGAGGGAACUGCACUUUGUGUGGCUGAGGGACCACCUAUGUUAUCGACAAGUCAAUCUGAUGAACUUGAUUUUAGCUCUCUUGCAUCAAGGGUUAAUCACUCUAAUGGAGAUUGUGAAGGAUUAGGCCUACAGGAGAAGGAUGAAAAGGUUAUACAGAUGGAUGACUACAAAAGAAAUGACUCGAGAAAACCUUCAGCCCAACUAUGUUCUGAAUCUCACCAGCAACAAUGUCUUGCCUUACCGGAAUUUAGUUGCCAGUUCACUACACCCGAUAAACUCGACAAUUAUGUAAGCGACUGCACACAGGAUCUGAGUUGGCUGAAGGCAAGUGACCAGAUAGAGCCACAAGCACAGAACCAUCAAGAGUCAGGAAGAUCCAAAAGAGUAUUUCAACCUUCCCCAGACCCUGGCAACAGGGUAAGAAACAAACAAAAUGGAUUGUUGAGAUCCUCAGUUCGAAUGCCUUUACAAGCUUCGGAUGAAAGAAGGGUGAUGAAGUCCUUUCAUUUGGGAAAACAUAACUCAUUCCAUAUUCGUCAAAGUGACACGGACCAGGGCUCCAUCAAUAAGAUGGCUUCUGCUGAUGCAAAUUCAAGGUAUCGCUGGAAUAACUGCUCCGAUUUACAAUCCCAAAAGGAUGGAAAUUGUGAGGUGAACUCUACAGAGUGCUCCGAGCUUAUGUUCACAGCAAAGAACUUCUAUGCUGGGGCUGUCAUGUCAAAUGCUCUCACCAGGACCAAGUCUCUUCCUGUUGAUGCCGUGGAUGCUUAAUAUCUGCAACGUUUUUCUUAUCUACACUGGCAGACUGUGAAUCACCUCACCCCAAUAUUUGUCUCAAAAUUUUCAGCUGUUCAUCUGCCUUGUUGUAGAGGGAUAAUGAGCUGAACUGAAAUGUAUCAUUUUUCAUGUAUUCUUUCAUGUGUCCAUGUACCUAUAUUUACUUGACGGGGCAGAUGAGGAUCGUAAUUUUUAGGCAGGUAUACUGCAAUAUAAUAACUUAUGUAACAUGGUCAAGAGUUGCCAAAAGGCACGGGAAGCAUUCAACUUGAUUA
Molecule: messenger RNA, 2775 nt
Organism: Musa acuminata subsp. malaccensis (wild Malaysian banana)
Lineage: Eukaryota; Viridiplantae; Streptophyta; Magnoliopsida; Zingiberales; Musaceae
Product: probable serine/threonine-protein kinase WNK9
Biological process (GO): intracellular signal transduction; protein phosphorylation
Cellular component (GO): cytoplasm
Molecular function (GO): protein serine/threonine kinase activity; ATP binding
Source: RefSeq, a predicted model, not a curated record